This is a messenger RNA of Gastrolobium bilobum, 1849 nucleotides long. RefSeq lists its product as uncharacterized. The record is from RefSeq and is a predicted model, not a curated record. The transcript has a single exon. The coding region runs from base 238 to 1593 and encodes 451 amino acids. NCBI's taxonomy places the organism in Eukaryota, Viridiplantae, Streptophyta, Magnoliopsida, Fabales, Fabaceae.
UAUGUCUGAAACAUUCAACCUUCUUCAACCACCUUCCUUAUGAACACGCAUUCCCUUUCUUUCUCUUUCUCUUUCUCUCUCCGUGGAAAUUGCUUCCUUGUCUCACUCUUGCAAUUUCCCCACCUUUCUUCCUUCCUUCUAUAAACCAUGAUCCCUUCAUAUUCCUAUUCCUAUUCCUAAUAUACCCAAUCUUCCAUAAAAUUUCACCCCCUCCCUUUCUUCCACACCAAAACGACCAUGCCGUUUCCGUGGAAGAAAAACAAAAACAGGGUCACCCGAAUAUCCCAGAUCGUCGCCGAUUUCCAAUCUCCAAAACGCGGCGGUUCCCUCGUCGUCGAGACCGGCUUCCCCACCUCCCUCAUCGAUCUCUUCGUCAAGAACCGCAGCCGGUUCAAGAAAUCCAAGUCCAAGAAACCGGUUCGACCCGAAAUACCUGAUCCGCCGCCGCCUCCACCUUCGCCGGAAAUCACUCCCACGCCGCUACCGGAACCACCGACUCCGACCGUUCCCCGCGCGGAGGCUCCGAGGCUGAGUCUGUCGAUCGGAGAAAACGGCGAGGGGGUUGCGGGUGCGGUUUCGGGUCGGGUCGGAGAAUGCUGCGGUUGUGGAUCGGGAUCGAAUAUGGUUGUCGGUGUUGUUGUGAAGAUGUUGGUGGUGGCGGUUUUGGUCGCGACCGUGGAGAGGCUCACGGUUGGGAUCACCGUGUCGGCGUUUGCGCUUCUGUUUCUUGAAUACGCAGGUAAACGUGUCGUUUCGUGUCUUGGGCCUUGUUCCAAUGCAAGCGUGACGGUGCCGGUGGAAUCUUUAUCCCAAAGGGUCUCUUCUUGUGUUUGGUUUCAGAAGCUUCUUCUUCAGUUGAAGGUGAAGAAAGAGUGUGAACAUGAAACAACAAGAGCUGAAUUGAGCUCUUGUUCUUUAUCGAUUGAUGAAAUUGAAGUUGUGGAAUCAAAGAGUGAGGUUGGGGUUUCUUGUGAAUUGGAUUCGAUUUCUCUCAUUGGUGACAUCACAUGGGGUUGUCCACAAUUGGUGGAUGAUGAUGAUGAUGAUUCUUCAAAGGGAAAAAUUGUGGCUCCAUGCCUAUGUGAAGUUUCUGAAUGCAAAACUAAAGUUAGCCGUAGUGGUAGGUUUAAGUCCAAGAUGGUGAAGAAACUUGUGCCUAAGAAGUUUCGUGCCUCUAAGAAAGAGAAAAAAGAGAAAGGAAUUAAACUGAGGGAAGCUGAGUCAGGUAGUGAAGUUUCAAGUGUUGUGGAAGAAGAUAAGGUACAAGAUGAUGUUGGAGAAGAAUUGGAAGAGAAUAGAAAUAAGUCAUCUUUGUUGCUUAAAACUGAACUUGAGUGUAUAAGAGAUGAUGAUGGGGUUGAUUGUGGAAUCACUUGUUCCAAAGUGGCAAAGGAGGAGAAGAGAAUAGGUAGUGUUGUUGUUGGGCAUUCAAGUUACGCAAUUCUACUUGUAAUUACCCUUGUUGGGCUUCUUGUGGGUCGUUUCCCUGCAUUGAUACUUAUAAUGAUAUGGUGUUUCUUGCUAAAGAUAGUUAAAACUCUGUGGAGAUCACAGAAUGUGCCUGUGAUAAAAUGUUAUGUACCAAAGUCUUGAUGGAGGACUAGGUGGUCUUUUGGGGAAACAGUUUUUCUUGCACAAUUUUCCUUUUUCUUCUUUUCUUCUUCUCUUACUAGAUGAUAUAGUCUAAAACCUUGAAAGCUUAUUCCAGUGAUAGGAUCUCCAACCAUUUGUUGGGAAACCAACUUGAUGCGAUCGAUGUAUUUUGAAUGUAAAAUUUAUAGAUACCAGUGAUAGUGGAUACAUACUUUGACCCAGAUCCUUUAUGUGUCAUGUAUUUUUGUUCAAUUGC